Diaporthe citri is the source of this 738-nucleotide messenger RNA. RefSeq lists its product as uncharacterized. The transcript is spliced from 4 exons. Bases 1 to 738 code for a protein of 245 amino acids. The record is from RefSeq and is a predicted model, not a curated record. Gene Ontology annotation, molecular function: oxidoreductase activity. NCBI's taxonomy places the organism in Eukaryota, Fungi, Ascomycota, Sordariomycetes, Diaporthales, Diaporthaceae.
AUGGCCGCCUCCCGUAUCUCCCAGAUCGCAGCCCAUCUCAACUUCCCCAAUGGGAUGCUGGCUGGUCAAGUUGCCAUCAUAACAGGCAGCGGACAGGGCAUUGGCGCCGAAGCAGCCCGCCUGUUUGCCAACGAGGGCGCCCUGGUCGUCGUCUCAGACAUCGACGCCGAGAAGGCAGCAUCGGUCGCUGAGAGCAUCAACUCCGCAGGCGGGAGGGCACUCGCUGUCCCUGGCGAUAUGCUGGAUUCCAAGUAUAUCCAGACACUCGUGGAGAAGGCUGCAGAAUUUGGCUCCGGGAAGAUCCAUAUCAUAGUCAACAAUGCAGGAUACACAUACGACGGCGUCAUCCACAAGAUGACGGACAAGCAGUGGGACACAAUUAUGGACCUUCACACCAAGGCCCCCUUCCAGCUGGUCCGCGCCGCGGCGCCAUACUUCCGCGUCAAGGACGGGGAGCCCCGGUGCGUGGUCAACAUCUCGAGCACAUCGGGCAUCCACGGCAACGCGGGACAGGCGAACUACGCCGUAGCCAAGGCUGGCGUGACUGGCCUCACCAAGACGAUCGCGAAGGAAUGGGGCCCUGCUUUUGGCGCGAAAGAGCAGGGUGCCUUUAUAACAGGGCCAAAUGGUGAGAAGAUCGCGCUGGGGAUUCCCAAGGCACAGCAGGCCACCAAGGACCAGCACCUGGAUAUCCCCUUGAGAAGGCCUGCUAUGUAUCUGGGCAGACUAUCAUGGUAA